Messenger RNA from Exaiptasia diaphana, 1016 nucleotides. Its product is annotated as P2X purinoceptor 7. The record is from RefSeq and is a predicted model, not a curated record. Bases 1 to 714 code for a protein of 237 amino acids. Lineage: Eukaryota; Metazoa; Cnidaria; Anthozoa; Actiniaria; Aiptasiidae. The transcript has 3 exons.
AUGUCCUCGAGUGAAAGUGAAUAUUCUACAAGUCUUGGAUCUCAAACGUCUCUUUYGUCGUUCGAAGAUGCCUUCGAUGAAUGUAAUUUCACUGAAUCGACUGAUGYYCCUGUUGGAAUAGACGAAUUAGAGCCUCUGGCUACCAAUGAAGAGCAGCAAGAAUACCUCGAGCARGUUGCUCAGGAAGACGAGCAAGAAAGACAAUUAAAGAUGCGACUCACAGGGGACGUUGACGUUAAAUCUUGGUGUCGGUGUUCAAAUUGCUCAUWGGAAUUGGUAGUGAAGCCGGAAGAAUGUUUUUGUUGUACUGAGCUACAGCGUUGCGUGGAUAAAAUGGCCGCUGAUGAUUUUCCUGAAAAUAAAUGUAUUACAGAGCAUCCAGGGUUCCAUAACGUUUGUUUAGACAGAUACGUUUUGGAAACUGCAGCUAUAGGGCUGAAAACAAGAAAUAAUAGGAGUUAUCUGUCCUUAUAUAAAGAAAAGAAAAGCCCCUUGACACAAUUCCUGCGUUCUGUUUCAUACAGACAAAUAAUAAGAUUUGUUUGGUGCUACAUGGGAAAUUCUAUGCGAACACCUUUACCCUCUUGUAUCUACAACAGCAUUCGAAAAACAUUUCCUUGCCAGCAAGCUUUAUAUAAAGGGUUUGAGGAAGAGGCGGAAGAAGAAGAAACAGAGGGAAGUGAUGAUGAACAAACAAAUGAGACUGAAAAUUAGUAAGAAUAGAUUCAUUAGAUUCUCUCUCUUUUACUACAGGUUUAUUUAUUUUGAAAGAAUGUGAAUAAGAACUCUAACAUCAAAAUCACUUGUUAUUUGAAAAUGUAAUCACUCAGUUGCUGUGGGACGUCCAGGACAUAUUCUGACUUUGUUUACAAUUUUAUGACCCUUAACUGGCUUAUCACAACCAUGACAUAUUGGUGUUUUUCGUGGAGCCUUUUCUCUUUGAUUGACAGUUUGUUGUUGCUGCAAAAGCUUCUCCAAUUCUUUCUCUAAAAUUUUAAUAAAAUUGACAAACAUUA